Molecule: messenger RNA, 1592 nt
Organism: Musca domestica (house fly)
Lineage: Eukaryota; Metazoa; Arthropoda; Insecta; Diptera; Muscidae
Exons: 6
Coding region: 86-1447 (453 amino acids)
Molecular function (GO): nucleic acid binding
Source: RefSeq, a predicted model, not a curated record
GUGUUUUGCCAUUACCCCAAGAUACAUACACACAUAUAUCGGCGUUUCAUAAAAUUUGUAAACGUGCUUCAAAAAAUUCAACAAAAUGUCUAAAAAAGAUAAAAAGUUAAAGAAAGCUAAGCCAAAUGCGGAUCAAGAAGCGAAUCAAACAGAAACAAAUGACAAGCAGCAACAAAAUGAUUCCGAAUUCCCAACUGAUUGGGAUGUAGAUGUGUACCGCCGAGAAUAUGAAAGUGAAGAACACUGGCUACUGAGAAAACGCUUCAUGGAAUUCCACAAAGACAAGUUCCCCGAAGAUAAACUUGUAUGUUUAGCUCAGGUUUUUACAAACAUGGAAUUUAUGGGUUGUAAAUAUCCCGCCGAGACAAUGGCUAUGGUGGCUGAACUAUCUAAAGAAGUGGCCAAAGAAUUCCGGGCCGGCAGAGCAAAUCGUUUAAAGAGAACAUUUGUUGCGGCCUCCGAUGCAGCCGAGGCCAGGGCUAAAGGACGCAGAUCGACGCAGCAAACAAACGAUGGUCAAAGCACACAACAAUUGCAGGGUCAAAAGAGAAAGCAUUUUGACAUAGGAAGUACUGGCGAAACACAACCACCCACAAAGAAGAUGCCGCAAGUAGAUCUUUUCUCUGGUCUUAAACAUAAACAAUUUAUUUUAUUUUUAAAUGGCGGCCGCCAAUGUAUUCAACUGUCUGCUCAGCGAAGUCAUGUACCCUUUGAGGAAAAAGAAAUUCCAGCGGAAAACAAUAUAAAGAAAGUUGAGAUACGUCUAAAUAACAACGUUGUGGCCUUAGCAACAGGAGAAAACUUGAAGUUAGCCAAGGCAAAUGCAUUUACUUGUGCUUUGGAGAAACUUCAAAAUGAAUGCUAUACUAUAAAGCAAAAUCCUGAUAGAAAAACAAUUAAAAUUGAAAAGAACAACAACAAAGCCGUUUGUGAGGUUAUUAAAAGUGAGGUAGAUGCAGCAUCUGUAGAUAAAAAAUUGGAUGAUAACAACAAAGGUUUUAGAAUGAUGAAAAUGAUGGGUUGGUCUGGUGGUGGUUUAGGAUCGAAAAAACAAGGACGAGAAGAUCCUGUAGAAUACUUAUUUAAAAGUAACCGUUCGGGUUUGGGAAAGGAAGAUUGUAAAAUGGACAAACAAUAUUUCAAGAAUAUACUAAGGAACUAUGUCGAAUCAGACGACAUACGAGAACUGCAAUUUGAACCAACCUUUACCAAGGAAGAGAGAGCUUUACUACACGAGAUUGCAAAAAAUUUCAACCUAAAAUCUUCGAGUUAUGGCCAGGGUGAACAACGACGUUUGAUCAUCACCAAAAAGACGAUCACAGAUAAUCAAAUACUGCACGAAGUGUUAAUCAAUAAAAAUACACGAUUCCUUGAUAGAUAUUUAGUACAGGUGCCAAAGUGUAAGAGACAUAUAUUUCCUGAUCACACUGAGACGCUGACCCUGUAGUAUCAAAACAUAUUCUUAGUAAUAUGUUAAUGUAUUAGGACUAAGUUUUAUUUGCUGCGUUAAUUAUAGGUUUGUCGUAACUUUAUAGAAAAUGUUAAGAAUUAAUCUGUAAGCAAUUUCAAAUAAACAUUUGAAUAUAAAAUAA